AUUAUACAUCAGUGUGCUGGGCAGGGUUUGGGAAUUAACGGGCGUACUGUUGCAGUUAUUUUAAUCGCUUCGAUCAAAACAGUGAUUUGUCGACUACACUUCAGGCCUCGGCCUCAAGGUGGAGCAGAACAAAGUAGGUGGUGGGGCAGGAAGGCCUAGCCCCCCCCAUCCUGACAAGAGGCCAGACCCAGCUUCUGCUCCAGUAGCCCAUAGCCUCUUCAGGACCAAGCAGGGACCAUGAGCACAGGCAAGCCCAGCGGAAUCAAGCCUCCCAGCAAGAUAAGCAGGCCAACUGGAUUACCAACACGCACCUCCCCUUCCUCUACUGCUCCAAAGCCUGUUCCUCCUGAGAAGUCUCCCACCCAGGAUGGAGAAAUGGACUACCAGGUGGGGGAGAAGGUGUGGGUCAACGGCAACAAGCCAGGAUAUGUCCACUUCCUGGGGGGCACGCAGUUUGCCCCAGGCCAGUGGGCCGGCAUCGUCCUGGAUGAGGCCAUCGGAAAGAAUGACGGGUCGGUGGCGGGGGUCCAGUACUUCCAGUGCGAGGACGGCAGAGGAAUAUUCACACGCCCCUCCAAGCUGACCAAGACGGCUAUGCCAGAGAUGGAGGCCAACUGUGGGCAGCCUAACCCUGGCGAGACAGGGGCAAACUCCCCUACCGCUGCUGCUGCUGGGGCUGCUAAUACCACUGGUAACAGCACCAAGACACCGCUGAGCAGAACCAUGACGGGCAGUGGGUCAGUGUCCAACCUCUCUGAGACAGACUCAGCCAAGAAGACCAGAAGAGAAUUGAGACUGGGAGACCGCGUGCUGGUUGGAGGUAAUAAGUCGGGGGUGGUGAGGUUCAUGGGGGAGACAGAGUUUGCCAAGGGGGAGUGGUGUGGAGUGGAGCUGGACGAACCACUUGGGAAGAAUGAUGGAGCCGUGGCUGGAUCCAGGUAUUUCCAGUGUCUGCCGCGGUACGGCCUGUUUGCGCCGGUCCACAAGGUGAGUCGUAUCGGCUUCCCCAGCACCCUGGCUAAAUCCAAGGCCUCCUCACGGAGACACUCCACCAUGAAGAGGAGUCCUAGCGCCUCCUCCUUGAGCUCCCUGAGCUCUGUCACCUCCUCUGUUAGUGGGAAACCCAGCCGCUCUGGCCUGCUGACCGAGACCUCUUCGCGGUAUGCUCGUAAGAUCUCUGGCACUACAGCGCUACAGGAAGCCCUGAAGGAGAAGCAGCAGCACAUCGAGCAGCUAUUGGCCGAGAGGGACAUGGAACGCGGGGAGGUCGCCAAGGCAACCAGCCAUGCUGGGGAGGUGCAGCAGGAACUGUCACUGCUCACGAAGGUUCAGGGGCAGUAUGCUAUGGAGAUGGAGGCUAAGCUAGAUCAACUGCGUGAACUGGUGGAGACAGCAGACAGAGACAAGGUGGAGCUUCUGAACCAACUGGAGGAAGAGAAGAGGAAAGUGGAAGACCUGCAGUUCACUGUGGAGGAAGCUUGCAUCACUAAAGGUGACCUAGAGACGCAGACCAAACUGGAGCAUGCCCACAUUAAGGAGCUUGAGCAGAGCCUUCUGUUUGAAAAGACCAAAGCUGACAAACUGCAGAGGGACUUAGAGGACACUAGGGUGGCCACAGUGUCUGAGCGGUCUAGGAUCAUGGAGCUGGAGAGAGAGGUCGUGGAGCUGCAGUUGAGACUACGGUCCUCCCAGCAGACAGAGGGUGCUGUGUCGCUGUCACCAGAGGAGCUCAGCGACCUCAARGCCCGKGCCCAGUCCCAGGAGAAGAAGAUCAGCGAAAUUAGUGUGGAGCUGGACAACAGGCAGGAACAGCUUCGCUCUGUGGAGGAGGACAAAAUCUCCCUGGAACAGCAGCUAAUCAGCCUGAGACAGAAACUGGACGCUGCAGAGAAAGACAACACGACGAUGGCACAAACCAUGCAUGAGCUGGAGAAAAGAGUGGCGCAGGCGGGAAAAGAGAGGGAGGCACAGAGAGAAGAGAACCAAGGCAAAGAGAAAGAGCUUCAGGAUAGACUGACGCAGGCUGCUGAGUCGUCAGAGAGGACCACCCACUCCGUGGAGCAGCUAACCAAUGAGAAGACAGCGCUGGAGGCUCAGCUCGAGGCGCUGAAACGGCAGAAUUCCAAAUACCAGGAAGAACUCAGUCUCUCGCAGGAGCGGAGCAGCUCGGAAAACCAGCGCAUCGGAAAUCUGUGCAAGGAAAUUGAGGAACUGAAGCUGAACAGUCAUAAGUCUCAGUACCAGCAAGACAUGAAAGACAGGGAAACUCUAUCCAACCAGGAGACAGGGGAGGAGAGAAACUUCCAGAAGACAGAUAAGGACAAGGAGCUGGAGACUCUGAGGAAUGAGAUUGUGGUGCUGCAAGGUGAGAACGCCAUAGCCAAGACGCUGCAGUCUGCCGUUGAGGCGCUGGAGAGAGACAAGGCCCAACUACAGGGAUGUGUCACCAGCCUGGAGCAGAGGCUCAUGGGACAGCAGGCCUCCGAGGGAGGGGACAGUGGAAUGCCUUCCUCAGGUGACGCAGUUCUGGACCAGCUGAGAGAAGAGAAGGAGUUUGCAGAGGGACAGAUUAACUUCCUGAACAGUGUGAUCGUGGACCUGCAGAGGAAGAACGAGGAGUUGAAGGUGAAGCUGAAGAAGAUGGUUCUGGCUGAGUUCAACGGCAACGACGGCCCUGACGGUUUGGAAGAGUGUGGAUCUAAGAAGGACAAGAAGGCUCCUCCUCGUCUGUUCUGUGAUAUCUGUGACUGUUUCGACCUCCAUGACACCGAAGAUUGUCCGACCCAGGCCCAGAGCCCUGACUCAGUGCCCCACUCUUCCUUCAAGGGCAAGCCAGCCGACCAGCGGCCGUACUGCGACAUCUGUGAGGCCUUUGGUCACUCCACAGAGUCCUGCCAAGAUGACCAGACCUUCUAGACUCACUCUCAUUCAAAGUAUCCCACCCCUGCCCUGCACAGAACGCCAAACACCGACCAGACUCCCUCUGGGUUUUUAUAUCGUAUUUAUGUACGUCACUCACUGUCAUAGUCCACUUAGGUAACUCAAAAAAAAAAUCCCCCGCUCCCUAAGACUUUCCUAUUACUUCUACUACUUCCUCUCACUAACUUUUCUCUCCUCCCUCUCCAGCUCUCCUUUCCUCGCUUUCCUCCUUCUCGCUA
This is a messenger RNA of Salvelinus sp. IW2-2015, 3158 nucleotides long. Its product is annotated as CAP-Gly domain-containing linker protein 1. The record is from RefSeq and is a predicted model, not a curated record. Gene Ontology annotation, cellular component: microtubule plus-end; nucleus; cell cortex. Gene Ontology annotation, molecular function: microtubule plus-end binding. NCBI's taxonomy places the organism in Eukaryota, Metazoa, Chordata, Actinopteri, Salmoniformes, Salmonidae. Gene Ontology annotation, biological process: cytoplasmic microtubule organization; positive regulation of microtubule polymerization.